AUGGAGGAUCCGAAGAGAAUGGAAGAAGGGUUAGGUCACACUGCACUCGUUGCUAAUAUCGAUGGUGAGAAAAUCCAUUUAAGUGAGAAAGUAGGUAAAACUGAUGGUGGAGAUGAAAAUGAAAAGGAAGAAAGGAGAGCGGUUCAUGAUCAUCUGGCUGAGCAUGAAGCAGACAGGCAGCCGGUGGUUAAGCAGAAGAGCAAGAGGGUUGCGACUUUGGAUGCAUUUAGAGGCCUUACCAUUGUACUGAUGAUACUGGUCGAUGAUGCCGGAGGAGUAUAUCCCCGCAUCGAUCAUUCACCAUGGAAUGGGUGCACCUUGGCUGAUUUUGUGAUGCCUUUUUUCCUUUUCAUCGUCGGAGUUGCAAUUGCACUUGCUUUCAAGAGAAUUCCGAAGAGGAGAGAUGCAGUUAAGAAGAUAAUCCUAAGGACACUGAAGCUUCUGUUUUGGGGAGUUCUGUUGCAAGGAGGAUAUUCGCAUGCUCCUAGUGAUCUAGCUUAUGGAGUCGACAUGAAACUUAUUCGCUGGUUUGGCAUUCUUCAGAGGAUAGCGUUGGUGUACAUGGUUGUAGCUCUAAUAGAGGCUCUAAUCCCCAAGAAUAGACAAACCAUAGAGCCUGACCGUUUUACCAUUUUCACAGCAUACCGAUGGAUUGCGGGAUUCAUUUCCUUUGUCAUUUAUAUGGUCACAACCUUUGCACUUUAUGUUCCGGACUGGAGUUUCACCGUCGACGAAGACCAUGAACGACGCAGAUACACGGUUGAAUGUGGAAUGAGAGGGCAUUUAGGACCUGCAUGCAAUGCUGUUGGUUAUGUGGAUCGAGAAGUCUGGGGCAUUAAUCAUCUCUAUCAGUACCCAGUUUGGAGCCGCUUGAAGGCUUGCACUCUCAGCUCUCCAGCUUCUGGCCCAUUUCGGAAGGAUGCUCCUAGUUGGUGCCGUGCACCAUUUGAACCCGAAGGCUUGUUGAGUUCUAUCUCUGCUAUCCUUUCUGGCACCAUUGGCAUCCAUUACGGGCAUGUUCUGAUUCAUUUCAAGGGUCAUGCUGAAAGGCUCAGGCAAUGGGUCUCAAUGGGGGUUAUCUUACUGAUUGUAGCCAUCAUUCUUCAUUUCACUGACGCUAUUCCUAUCAACAAACAGCUCUACAGCUUCAGCUACGUCUGUUUCACAGCUGGUGCUGCAGGAAUUGUAUUCUCUGGAUUCUAUGUACUGAUUGAUGUUUGGGGAUUGAGGCCGCCAUUUUUAUUCCUAGAAUGGAUAGGAAUGAAUGCAAUGCUUGUAUAUGUGAUGGCAGCACAGGGUAUCUUUGAAGGGUUUAUUAAUGGAUGGUAUUACAAGUCUCCAGACAACACACUUGUCUAUUGGAUCCAAGAACAUGUUUUCAACGAUGUAUGGCACUCAGAGAGGGUAGGCACCCUGUUGUAUGUGCUCUUUGCACAAAUCACAUUCUGGGCAGUUGUUUCAGGCGUCUUGCACAAAUUGGGCAUAUACUGGAAGCUCUGA
Messenger RNA from Populus euphratica (Euphrates poplar), 1500 nucleotides. Its product is annotated as heparan-alpha-glucosaminide N-acetyltransferase-like. Lineage: Eukaryota; Viridiplantae; Streptophyta; Magnoliopsida; Malpighiales; Salicaceae. The transcript is spliced from 13 exons. The coding region runs from base 1 to 1500 and encodes 499 amino acids. The record is from RefSeq and is a predicted model, not a curated record.